UAAAAAACCAUCCCUUUUAUUUGCUAAAGAAGCCCUAGCUACACACCUCUUCUCUUGCAGCGGUAGGGAACCAACUGUUACACACAGCAGCAGAAGCAGCCAUGGUGAAGUACUCAAGAGAACCGGACAACCCUACUAAAUCUUGCAAAGCUAGGGGUUCUGACCUUCGUGUUCAUUUUAAGAAUACACGAGAAACUGCCUUUGCAAUCCGAAAGCUACCUUUGACAAAGGCAAAAAGGUACUUGGAAGAUGUUAUUGCCCACAAGCAAGCAAUUCCAUUCAGGCGCUUCUGUGGUGGAGUUGGGCGAACCGCACAGGCUAAGAAUCGCCAUUCUAAUGGACAAGGCCGUUGGCCCAUGAAAUCUGCAAAAUUCAUUCUCGAUUUGCUCAAGAAUGCCGAGAGCAAUGCUGAGGUGAAAGGCUUGGAUGCAGAUUCACUUAUCAUAUCUCACAUCCAAGUAAACCAAGCACAGAAGCAAAGGCGCCGAACAUAUCGUGCACAUGGAAGAAUUAACCCCUACAUGUCUUCACCGUGUCACAUUGAACUGAUCCUGUCUGAGAAAGAGGAAGCCGUCAAAAAAGAGCCGGAGACUCAGUUGGCUCCGAGGAAAUCAAAGGGUGCUUCGUCUUAAACUGCUGAGUAAUGGAUUGUUAGUCGGAAGCUUUUAAUUUGUUGUCUCUGUAAUGAGAACAUUUUUGUUUACUUCACAAUGAGGUGCUUAAGACUCAAAAGUUUGUCUGUGGAGAUUCCUGGUUUCUAUUUAAAGCUAUGCUCAUUUCGCAUUGAA
Gossypium arboreum is the source of this 788-nucleotide messenger RNA. Its product is annotated as 60S ribosomal protein L17-1-like. Gene Ontology annotation, biological process: cytoplasmic translation. Gene Ontology annotation, molecular function: structural constituent of ribosome. The record is from RefSeq and is a predicted model, not a curated record. Gene Ontology annotation, cellular component: ribosome; cytosolic large ribosomal subunit. The transcript is spliced from 7 exons. Lineage: Eukaryota; Viridiplantae; Streptophyta; Magnoliopsida; Malvales; Malvaceae. The coding region runs from base 102 to 632 and encodes 176 amino acids.